Magallana angulata is the source of this 3340-nucleotide messenger RNA. Its product is annotated as atrial natriuretic peptide receptor 1-like. The record is from RefSeq and is a predicted model, not a curated record. Gene Ontology annotation, biological process: intracellular signal transduction; protein phosphorylation; cGMP biosynthetic process. Gene Ontology annotation, cellular component: membrane. Gene Ontology annotation, molecular function: protein kinase activity; ATP binding; guanylate cyclase activity. Bases 1 to 3192 code for a protein of 1063 amino acids. Lineage: Eukaryota; Metazoa; Mollusca; Bivalvia; Ostreida; Ostreidae. The transcript is spliced from 25 exons.
AUGAUGCGCACCUGCUUAUUCUGGUCCCCGGGUUACGCGGCAAUAACUUUGAUGCUUCUUCUAGGAGACUGUUCUCUAAAUGGCCAAACAAGUGAAUCUUCGACCCGAAUCUUAGUGUUAUUGCCCGGUCGCAAGGGCAAUUUCUUGUUCCCUUUUGGAAAAGAACGAGCAGGGGCUGCAGUGAGCAUUGCUGUAGAGGAUAUUGAGAAAAAGGGGAUCAUGGAAGAGGGUUCCAUUGUUCUGGAUUAUGUGGAUACGCAAUGCGAAGGAGUCAAUGGACUGGGUAAAACAAGUGACAUGCUGCGAAAAACGAACUACAGCGCCAUCAUAGGUCCGCAGUGUUCCCAAGUGUGCAGUUUCGUGGGGCGACUCGCCGCAUACUACAACAUAGCGUGCUUCUCCGGAGUUUGUCAGGACACGGAGAUGCUAGACAAAACUGUCUUUACGACGCUGACCAGAUUCCUGGGAACGUUUGACAAAGUGGGUCUGGCGGUUACCGGAAUAAUGAAAGCUUUCUCGUGGAAUCGUAUCGGAAUUAUUGCACAGAAACACACGGACGUGAUCUGGAUGUACACGAUGGACGCGGUCAAAAGUAUGGCCGACGACCACGGAAUGCACGUCGCCAUCUCGAAAACAUUCAACGGAUCGGAAAACCUGUACGAUUUGUUGAAGCAAGUGGCAAUGACUUCGAAAAUCAUUGUUCUGGCCGUUAGAGGGGACACACUGAGAGCGCUGAUGAUCCACGCCUACGACAUGGGUCUGAUAAAGGAGAACUACAUGUUUAUCUGUGUCUACUACUACUCACAGAAAAAUACCUUUGGGGACAUUUCCUGGAAACAGAACGACGCUGCUGAUGAAAAAGCCAAGCUCGCUUAUAAGUCGGUGUUAUUUAUUUCGUAUUUCACACCGAAUACAAUCGAGUACAGGAACUUUACGGAGAGGGUUAAAAUCAAAUCAGAGGAAUUAUUUAACUACACCUAUCAAGCAAGCGAAGAGGUGCCCUAUCCUGCUUCAAAUCUUUAUGAAGCAAUGUAUAUGUACGCUUUAUCCGUAAAUAUGACGUCAUCAGAAGGAAACGACUCAUCCAAUGGCCGCUUAAUUGCUACGAGAUUAUGGGGAAACUCUUUCACUAGCAUGACAGGAAAUAUCUCACUGAAUGAAAAUGGCGACAGACAGCAGGGGUACAAGAUAGAAAUGAUUCAGCUGACGUCACAGUUCCAAUUAAAGACAGUUGGGUAUUUUUUCACGGAUGACAGGGUGUUCCGAGAGGAUCUUGUUCACCAGAUACAGUGGCCCGGGGGUGGGGGCCCGCCAGUUGACCACCCACCAUGUGGUUUUAAUGGGGAAUUCUGCAAGCAUCAUUUGACCCAGACUGAGAUUCUAGAAAUCGUUGUUGGAACAUUGGGAGGAGUUCUAGUUCUAGUGGUGUUUCUUAGCAUUAUCAUUCCACGCUUUGUUGUAAGGCAUAUCAAAAAGAAAGCAAGCGAAAGUGUAUGGAGAAUUAAGGAAACCGACCUCAUAGCUAAAAAGAGAUCUAAUUUCUCUAUGUCGAGGAUCUCUCUCCGUUCUGAGCAGAUUGUUGUAGACAAAUACCUCGUGUGCACGGCGCUAUACAAGGGAGCAACCGUUGUGCUGAAAAAAUUUGAAAAGGGCGAUUCCAUUUAUGAUGUGAAAGAAUUCCGACAGAUUCGAGAACUGGACCAUUUGAACGUAGCCAAAGUAUUCGGAUUUUGCAUGGAUUCUCUCAAGUUUGUUGUGGUGGCGGAAUAUUGCAGCAAGGGGAGCUUAAUGGAUAUCUUGGAAAAUGAAGAUAUCAACAUGAACUGGGACUUCCGUUGCUGUUUACUCUGGGAUACAAUUAGGGGUCUCGAAUACAUCUUCAGCUCAAGUAUUCGAUACCAUGGAAACCUAAAAAGCUCGAACUGCGUCAUUGAUGGCCGAUUUGUUCUGAAACUGACGGACUUUGGACCCCGGGAAUGGCUCGAGAAGAAAAGUAGAUGCGAUCGAGACUUGCUUUGGACAUCGCCAGAGAGACUUCGACUGAGAGUUCUUCCUUUUUUCGGCCACUAUCAACUAUCGGACAUCUACUCGCUAGCCAUUGUAAUGCAUGAACUGUUCGAGAGAGCUGGUCCGUUUGGAGUCGAGACAAUUCAGAUUCAACCUUACGAAAUCAUAGAGCGGCUGAGGAACCAGACGACUGUUCACUUCCGGCCUCUGUUUGAAUCCAAUAAUUGUCCGGGAAAACUCCAAGCUCUGAUCUCAAAGUGUUGGGACGAAAGUCCCGAAUGUAGACCUAGUCUGAAAGAGCUGAAGAAGAACAUCAAAAUUACUACAGAUGUUCAAGCUGACAACUUUUUUGACAAUCUUCUGAAACGAAUGGAGCAAUAUGCAACGAAUUUGGAGGAAUUGGUUGAAGAGAGGACAUCGAAAUACCUACAUGAGAAGAAAAGAGCCGAGGAUCUUCUAUAUCGGCUAUUACCCCAAUCAAUCGCUCACCAGAUACAGUCUCAAGGAUUUGUAGAACCAGAAGCAUUUGAAUCAGUUAGCAUUCUUUUUACCGACAUUGUACAAUUUACGUCAUUCUCCGCAGAAUCAUCGCCAAUGCAGAUUGUGCAAAUGUUGAAUGAACUAUAUUCCACUUUUGAUGAUGUCAUCACCGCAUAUGACGUCUACAAGGUGGAGACGAUCGGGGAUGCCUACAUGUGUGCUUCCGGUCUGCCCCAGAGGAACACGUACCACCACACGGAGAUCGCCAAAAUGACCAUCUCCAUAAUGAAGGUGGUCGACAAAUUCAAAAUCCGGCACCGGCCGCACCGGAAGUUACAACUCCGUGCUGGAAUUCAUUCUGGCCCCUGUGUAGCGGGUGUUAUCGGUAGCAAAAUGCCACGCUAUUGUUUAUUUGGGGACACCGUGAACACAGCAUCAAGGAUGGAGAGCACGAGCGAAGCAUCAAAAAUUCAAAUCAGUAGUUCCACGGCUACACUUCUUCGGGACUCGCCGGACAUCGAUUUAACUACUAGGGGAGAGAUCUUUAUCAAGGGCAAGGGCACCAUGUUGACCUACUGGCUGGAAUGGAGGGAGCAGAAACCAAAGACACAGGUGUUCUCAGAAAUGGCCGCACUAAUGGAAUCAUCGAACGCGUGGCAUUCUGAAUUAAACGGCAACACAUUGACUGAUGUGUGCAAUCAUUAAAAAUGUCCAUUAUUGUGUCCAUGUACGUGUGUAUGUUGUGUAAUUGUUUUAUUCAGGGCGGGAUCAUGUGAAUUCUAUUUUUACACAUGGAAGAAACGUUGUUCUAUUGGUUGGAAACGACAUAAACUCUCUGAAAUACCUUAUGUGG